AUGGCAAAUCUUAUUAACUUAUCACAAUUUUCAAAUUUAUCAGAUCGUUUAAAUAUCGAUAGAUUAAAAUCAGAUUUUUCAUCAAUACAACAAGCAUUAUCAAAAUUAAGACCACCACAAGAAUUUUUUGAUUUUAGAAGAAUUUCAAAACCUUCAAAUUUUGGUGAAAUUCAACAAAGAAUAAGUUAUAAUUUAGGUUAUUUUUCAUCAAAUUAUUUAGCUAUAGUUUUAUGUUUAUCUAUAUAUGCAUUAGUUACAAAUUUAUUAUUACUUUUUGUAUUGGGAUUUGUUAUUUUGGGAGUAUUUGGUAUAAAUAAAUUAGGUGGUGAAGAUUUAGUUACUCCUUUUGGUAGAUUAAAUACUAGUCAAUUAUAUACUGGAUUAUUAAUUGUUGCUAUACCUUUAGGAUUUUUAGCAAGUCCAGUAAGUACUUUAAUGUGGUUGAUUGGUUCUAGUAUUGUUGGUGUUGGUGCUCAUUCUGCUUUAAUGGAAAAACCUAUUGAAACUGUAUUUGAAGAAGAAGUAUAA
This is a messenger RNA of Lodderomyces jiufengensis, 528 nucleotides long. RefSeq lists its product as uncharacterized. The transcript has 2 exons. The record is from RefSeq and is a predicted model, not a curated record. Lineage: Eukaryota; Fungi; Ascomycota; Pichiomycetes; Serinales; Debaryomycetaceae. Bases 1 to 528 code for a protein of 175 amino acids. Gene Ontology annotation, cellular component: Golgi apparatus.